CUCACGUGACUAGGAGUCGACGUGUGCAGAAGUGCUGCUAGUCUGGUCCUUGUUCCCUUUUGGGUACCAGCUUACUUCAGCAGCCGCAGAGGCAGUUCCUGGGGCCAGGGGAAGGAGGAAACAACUUGCUGGAGUUUUGCAGAAGUAAUUGUACUCAAGGAGGAAUAAGCAGCAAAAGGGGAAAGAAGAGAAAUAGACACAAGAUGAAACCCUGUGAGAAAUUUGAAGGAAAACUGGAAAAUGAGAGUGAACCAAAGGUUGAGGAAGAGCCAAAACCUGAAGAAAAGCCAGAGGAGAAAGAACCCGAGGAACAGGAGGAGGACGAGGAGGAGGAGGAGGAGGAGGAGGAGGAGGAGGAGGAGGAAACAACAGAAGAAACAUUUAGAGAAAGGCUGAUUCAGUCUCUUCAGGAAUUCAAAGAGGAUAUCCACAACAGGCAUUUAAGCAAUGAUGAUAUGUUUACAGAAGUGAAUGAAAUGGAUGAGAUAAGGAGAGUAAGAAACAAACUGAUAGUGAUGCGUUGGAAGGUUAAUCGAAACCAUCCUUACCCCUACUUAAUGUAGCUUACCUUGGUGUUUUUUCUUCCUUAUGCUAACGUUGUUAUAUAGCUUUCUUUUGAUUUGCUUUCCCUGAUAUGCAUUUGUCCAUCUUCCUACUUUAAAAUUGUUGCAAAUAGUGGCUUUAAUGCAUCUCUUGUUGUAUACUCAUUAUGUCUUCAUUUUCGGACUGAUCUACAAGUAUUUACCUCUUAAUAUGACAGAUUUACUCAUUUGUACAGGAUAUAAAAAAUGAAAAUAAGGUUACUAUGUCAUAUUUUAAUCAUAUUUUUGAAAAAUAAAUACAUUUGUAUAUUACAAGUAUUCAUAAAAAUCAUGUGAUGUUUGACAUGCAAAAGGUACAGAUAGUGGUAGGCUUGUGAGUGAUUUUUUUAUUCUGCUUAUUUGUGUUUCCCUAGUUUCUAGAAUGUACACGCAUUAUGGUUAAAAUAAUAAAAUUUUUAUAGCAAAAAAUAA
Erinaceus europaeus (western European hedgehog) is the source of this 1013-nucleotide messenger RNA. It is a transcript of the gene TCEAL9, whose product is annotated as transcription elongation factor A like 9. Bases 204 to 563 code for a protein of 119 amino acids. The transcript is spliced from 2 exons. The record is from RefSeq and is a predicted model, not a curated record. NCBI's taxonomy places the organism in Eukaryota, Metazoa, Chordata, Mammalia, Eulipotyphla, Erinaceidae.